UAAUUUUUCACUUUCAUAAAGGAAUAUUACAUUUUAUUUAAAAUUUCAAAAUAGCAGAUGGUGAAAAGACUGGAGCAUUCACAAUUUUUUCCAUUUAGGGAACAACAUGGCAGAGAGAGAUAUUGAACAAGUAAGAGGAAUGUUAUAAGUUAUAUAAAACAGUUUUUUUUUUCAAAUUAAUGUUUCUUAUUUCUUUAAAAUUAUCAAUUAAAAAAUAUUUUCAAUCAAUUUUAAAACAAGGCAAUAAACUUUUUCAGAAAGUUUCAUUAUGAUGAGGGUAGGCCUGACAUUAUCGUGUUUUCAAGCUACUUUUAGUUUUAUUUUCAGUUUUGGACUUUUGUUUCAGUUAAAAAAUUUUACAACACAAUACCGUACUCUUGGAUGUAAGGUUAAUUCUUUUAUGAAGCAGGUAUCAUAUAAUUAUUUAAGUUGGUAACAUAUACUUUAUAAAGUAAAAAUGGCUACCUGAUGAUGGCCACUAGUGGGGCUAGGGGUAUACCGGGGCUAGGCCUAGCUGCCUAGCUACAUUUCUGUAUUUAAAAAAAAAAAGUCACUAGUGGGCCUAAGUUAUCAAUGAAUUACCUAAUAUGGGUCUGCUACUUGCCAACAAUAUAGCCUACAUACUUGCCAUACUUAACAUAAAACUUAAAGGAUAAAAGAUCUUAAAUUUUCACAAAAUUUAAAUGUUGGCAUAUGGACCAGUUCAGUUUCUGCAAUCAAUCAUCAAUGUCAGAGAAAAAGAGUAACAGCACAUUAUGAAUAUUGAGAUUGAUUCAGAGUUGAUGAACACCUUUGUAUUGGCCAAUGCCUAAGCAAUCUCUAAUAAUGCCAACAAAUUUGCAUUCGAUGUGUCAAGACACAUGUGCAGUAAUUAGGACACUGUCAGUGAAUGUCACCCUUGGCUCUAACCAUAGCCAGUAGCCCCCCUCCCCCAAUCACAUUGCUAAUUAUUCUCCUGGCACUUCUCUACCAACUGCCCAUUGUCAGCCUAAAAUUUAUUAAACUGGAUACUGCGCCUAUGCUUAGAUCUUGGUGUCACAUUUGAAGCAAGAGAUUGCCAAGAUUGAGUAGGUCUAUAAAGUGUCAUUAAGUAAAGUGUUUUGAUAAGUAGGGACCAAUACAAAUUGGGUAUUUGGCACCGCCUUGGGAUUACGCACCAACAAGCUCACGUGGGUGCCCCAAAACCCUCUAAAAAUUACAAAGAAAUUUUAGGGGUGCAGCUGCAUAGUUUGCUGAUUUAAACCAAUCAGAAGCUCUGUGUUAUACCACUUCUUGACCAAUAAAAUCAGAGUAUCCAAUCUCUCCUCCCCCCCCCCCCCCCCCCAAAGCUCUGGCAUGAGUAACCUUGUCAGAACUUUUUGUGCUGCCACAUGGUCCACAGUAAACGUUUUCUUGUGUUAACCCACUUGGCUUUGUCAAGAAACUCUUUAGUUCAAGGCUUCAACUUCAAGCAGUUAUUGAAGUAAGUAUUAACACUGUUUGAUAAAUUAUAUUUUUACUUAAGAUUUUAUUAUGACUUUUUUUUUUCGAAGUGUCUUCAUGUCCGGCGACUGGACGAUAAGUUCUUGAGAUAUUCCUCCGGCUAAUAUAUAUUCGACCAAGUCGCAUGACGGCUAUAACAAAGUUGAGCGAGGUAUUUGUCAGCCUUGUCACAUGACUGCCAAUAGUCUAUCAGAGUUUCUGGUACUUGAACAAAUUUAAGAUAGUCUGGAUAUUUACUUGAAAAAAAUAUGUUCAAUUCUACAAAAUAAAUACUAGAACCAUUGUUUGGUAUAUAUAAUAUAUAUAAUUCGCCAGAAACAAGACGACCACUCAGGCUAUAUAUAGAUAUACGCCAGAGCACGCUCGCAGCGUCUUAAAUGUGCGUAACUGGAGUUCACGUUUUGUCAAGUAACUUUAGUACAUGGGAAGUUCAUGCAUUUCUGUCGCCAAUAUUUGGCAGGCUCCAUCUAGUAUAUUGAAAAAAUGGUUAAAUAAAGUGUGACAGUGACAUGAUCGCCGGAGAAUAUCUCUCGCACUAUUUGGCAGGACAUGUAGACACUGCCUUUUUUAUUUAUUUUUUAACAUUAAUAGUAAAAGAUUGUGAUAUUCCAUGCCAUCAUGGAGAAUUGUUAGAGUGUAACCAUGUUGGCAAAACUGUAUUAGCAAUAAUUUAUUUUGUACCUUUAACACUGUUGAUUAUUAUUAUUAAAUCUAUUAAUUAGAUUAAUUUGUAUUAAAUUAGUUUCCAAUUUAAUUAAUAUUAUGGCUAAUAUUUCCAGCCACGUGCUAAGGCUGAAAUAGCUUCAUGAAAUCUUUAAAAUUGACUUAAGAAAUAUAUUACCUUACUUAGUAGCUUAUUGUAAAUAAGCUCAUCUCAAUCAUUAAGAUUUUAGUUAUGAGUUAUUGUGAUAAAUAUGGAGCAUAAAAACAUAUUGAGAAAAUUUGCAAACUGCCGCAUGUUUUUUCAAUUGCAGGAUCGUGGGAAGCUUCAAAAAAUGUCAGAGAAAUAGUUAAUUAUGUAAGGAAGAAGACUACUAAGCAGUUAUUAAAAAUGAGAUGCUUCUACGCACUUCUGGUAAAAUUCACUUAAAGCCUCCACCUACCUUCAACCAAUAAUAUCCACCUAUUGGCAACCUACAGGAGACUUAACCAUUCAUAUCUCCUUGUGCGCAUGUGUGAACACUUGUUACAACUCUGAUGAACUACAAAGAACAGGCAGACUAUCCAUACUAGUCAUUCCUCUCCAACACCAUCGGCAGCCUGAGCCCUUCUAAAGAUGAUGAAUAUUUUAGAUGCUGACAUUCUGUGGGCUCAUACCGAGUCAAAUGGGAUACUGGUAAAAUUUGCUGUGUGUAUAAGUUACGGUUCAUCAACGAUAGAGGAGCUGGAAAACAAAGACUUGGUGAAACAUGAUCUAGUGCCUAAUGCCCUGUUUUCAACUUUUGAGGAUUUUAAAUAUCAAAUAAACAAAUAUUUAAUUCCUUAAGUGGUAUUUGUUUUAGUUUGUGAAGUGUGAUUCUGAAAUACUCUCUGUUUAAGGAUAAACAUGUGCUUUGUUGUGAAGAAAUAUUUUUGAAUUAUAAGAAUGUAAAAUCACUGGCACUUAAAGAUCUAAUUAACCCUAUUUGUAAUUGUUUGUGGCCUAUGUUCACAUUGGCUUUGUAGGCCUAUUUUACAUAUAUUAUCAUAUAUUAAAUAGCAUUUGCUUUAAUCUACUUGAAUAAAAAAUAUUGAUGUUUUUAAAAAGAGUUCUUUUGAUUGUAAUAAUCAGUAAUGAAUCAACACAUUCAGUUUCUCGCUUUAAAGGAGUAGAUCGAUAGCCUGGAUUUUGAAAAUGUCAUUUCUGAUUGCCAAUGCUUGAUUUCAAUUAAAUUAACUCGACCUUAACAAGGCUGAGAUGCAUGUUACCCUGGUUAAGCCAAGAAAAAGCUUCUUAUUCGACUAUAUUAAAAUGUGCAUAUAAUUGGCUCAUAAAAAUUUAUUUUUUUAUAGAGAAUUGCUGUCUACAGACCCAGUGAUGAUGAGGAGAGGGAUGAUGAUGACUCUUUACAGGAUCCAGAAAUGGUUAUAAAGCAUCCCUUACAGAAUUCAUGGGCUAUGUGGUUUUUCAAAAAUGACAAAGGCAGAGACUGGAAAGACAAUUUGAGGGUGAUAACCACUUUUGACACAGUUGAAGACUUUUGGGGGUAAGUUUUACUACAGCUGUUUAUGAUUUCUGUGAAGUUGCUGGUAGUAUAUUUUAGCCAUAUUUUUGUGAAAACUUUACAGGUUUGUGUACAUAAUGGCAAUAACUAAAUGUAUUUGUCAACAGCAGCAUUUGGUAGAUAGUAAAGCUCCUAACAAUUAGUUUUCUAGUGUUAUAUUUAUGGAUGUCCUCAUAAUUAAAAUUCAUUUGACCUUUCAGUACACCACUAAUAGUUAUAGACAUAAAUCCAAGGCCAUUGGGAAUCAGUUUUGUUGUGUAUGGUUUUUCACUGUUGAAUAUUUUGGUCUGACCUGUUGCUGUAUAUUUAGGUUGACCAGUUCAAGAGGGAGGUUUUAUAGCUAAUUAUUUCAUAAUUCAUAAACUAAUUGGCAAAAUUUCACCUUUAUAAGUCAGUGCCCAGCUUUAAUAUUGUUGUAGAGAGUUAUGAAUAUAUAAUAAUAAAACAUUACAGCUCUAAUUCAUUUAUUUUUUUCUUUUUGUAAGAUAGUUUUGUAAUGUUUUUUUUCUAUCUACAUACAGCCUCUACAACCAUACACUACCUGCUAGUAAACUUCAAACUGGGUGUGAUUACAGUGUGUUUAAGGUAAGCUCUUUUAAUAAUCUAAAAAAGUUUUUUAUUUCAUGUGUACGGUACAGUGAAUUACUGGUACGAUGAUACUUUCAGCAUUCUUUAGAUCAUCCAUCUCAUUUAAAAAAAAAAAUGUUUUUCUGUUCACUUAAUAACUUUAAAAAUGUUGUUUCUUACUGUAUAUUUCACUCACUUUUUAUAGGCUGGUAUUCAACCUAUGUGGGAAGAUGCGCAGAAUAAAAAAGGUGGAAGGUGGCUUAUUAAUCUAAAUAAAUCUCAGCGUCAGACCCAUUUAGAUGACUUCUGGUUAGAAACUGUAAGUAUACACAUCUUAAUUAAUCUAUGGCCCAUCAGGAGUAUUUCAUCUGGCAGCCCUAAAAGAACCUGGCUAACAGUGACAGAUAUAUAUUCUCGAAGAUUGGCAAAAGCUGGCCCUUUCAUUUUAAUACUAAGUUUAAGUUGGAUAUGUUUAUUUCUUCACUUAAAAUAUACGUUGUGCAUACAAUUCAUUAAUAUUUUUUCUCAAAUAUAGUCCAACCCCCAGCAGUGUGAUGUGUCAGAAAACACUAGUCGGUACCUUGUUUACAAAAAGUUUGAAUACCCCUGGUUUAACAUAUAGCAGCAUACACAGAUUAUUGUAUGUGUAUUUUUGGUGGAUGAUUUAAAGCUUACAUAUCAGUCAAAGGCUGACAACACAGGGAAGUUUUAUUUGAAAUGUAUUUGCAUUUUCAGCUACUGUGCCUGAUAGGAGAAGGCUUUGAUGAACAUUCUGAUGACAUUUGUGGGGCAACUGUUAAUAUUAGAACAAAGGGAGACAAGCUUGGCCUUUGGACAAGAGAUGCAACAAAAAUAGAAGCUACAAAGAAAAUAGGGUAAAUUUUACCAUCUUAAGGAAUAUUAUUCAGUGCUACAGUUUAUCAAUUCUUUGCUCUAUGAUGUCAGUGCCUCCUGUAUAUAAGAUAUUUAAAUGCUUUAGUUUUAUCUUGACCGUGACUGCAUCUUGGCACAUAUCUGAUUAUGAUAUUCUGUUUCAUCUCAUAUAAUAAAAAGCUUUGGAUUCCGUCUGCCCGGGGUAGGGAAUAAACCCGAGUCAUUCACAUUGAUCAUGUAAGAGGUUCUUACACUUACUUACCAAGCAAUGUGAUGUCUUGCUUAAAAGAAAUAUAAUGAAUCCCUUCUGUCAUAGGCUUCCAUUGAUAUUUUCCCCACAAUGAAACUGAUAUGCAAACCCUUAGUCAGAUCAUAAACUAUAGGUAUUUAAUGUUAACUUGAACUGUGUUUACCUUUCAAUUAUCUGACUUGGGGAUCUGUAACCUUUUGGUGGUGUGCCAUAAGAGAAUUUAUAAUUCAUUCAUCGUCCCAUUAAUCCAUAUCAUUCUACCUUGUUUGUAGGAUCCAGUUUUUAUAGUUUUAAUUUAGUUAUUUUUGUCUUCCAUUAAAAUUUGCUCUGUGCUACCUCUGGAACAUACGACAUAGAUUUCAGAACCCUGAUCUAGUUUAUCAAGUAUAUGUAGUGAUAUUGAAAGGUGCUUUAAUACUAAGUCCCCCAUUGACAGGUUAAGUAAAUUUUAUGUUUUAAACUCAAAAUUUUAAAACAAUUAUUUUUCAGUCAAAAAUUGAAAGAGUCAUUAAAUGUACCCGCAAAGAUUGUCAUUGGAUUCCAGGUACAUAGUAUUCCUUUGUCUUUUCUGUUAUAUUAUCUAUGGCUUAUCUGUUUUAAAGGUUUUUGAUUAACUUAGCAACAAUUCCCCCCCCCCCAAAAAAAAAAAAGUUUGAUGCAUUAGUUUCCCUAAUAAAUUAUCAUAUUCCAGGUACAUAGUAUUCCUUUUUUUUUUCUGUUAUAUUAUCUAUGGCUUAUCUGUUUUAAAGGUUUUUGAUUAACUUAGCAACAAUUCCCCCCCCCCCAAAAAAAAAAAAAGUUUGAUGCAUUAGUUUCCCUAAUAAAUUAUCAUUAUAUACUUCUAGAGGCGGUUUGGGUGGGGCUAUUUUAGUAGCAUCUUUUACACAUUUGUUUGCUAUUUUCAAUUUCAGGCCCACUCUGACACUGCUGGAAAGGCAGGCUCUACUGUUAAAAAUCGGUUUGUGGUAUAACAUUGGCCCAUGUUCUAGUAAAAUAUCUUGUUCUAUCUGCUUCUUGACUGGAUGCUAAAGGCCAUAAUGACCAUCUAGACAUGAGACAUUACUGUACAGAUGGUUAUUACUGGAGCUCACAAAAUGUUUGAAAAGUCGAAUGAUUGGAUUUUGCAUUACCUAAUAAUGUUGAUUUCAAGGGACUCUGACAGUUGUAUGGUUUUUCUGCUAAUAAGUUUUUGGUUAAAUACUUUGGUUUGUUUCCUUUGGGUAUGAUGCUCAAAUAAUGGUCAUUGUUUUGCUGAAAUAUUAUAACGUUUGUUGUGUUAGGACAGUUAUUGUGCAAAUAAUCAAAUCUUUUCAAAUAAUUUUAAUUUUUCUAUAGCUUGAACAGAACUUGUCAUUUUUCAUUCUGGUCAUUUUCCGCUUACUUCGGGAAAAUACAUUAUGUUAAUUUCUUCACACUUUUAGGGAUACCCAUGAAUUUAGCAAGGCUGAGUAUUUGAUAAAAUACUUUAUUACUGUCACUGACUGAUAAUGUUGUCUGGCAUGCGUGUUGAAUGUAUUUAUUUAUCACUGACACUUGUACAUUUAAGGUAUGGGUUGUAUGCUUGUAAAUAGCGGACACGUGUUGUGUAUAUAUGAUCUCUAGAAGUGUGUUUGAAAAGCUUUCAGUGAUUCUCAAAGAGACAGUUUUCUUUCAUAAUUUUUUUCCAUCGGUAAUCAGAGAUAUUGUUAAACUAUUUGUAGAAUUUACUCAAACAAGAUGCACCCAUGAGAUAUAUGUUACCAUAAGUGGGUCAUCUUCCUUUACCUGAUGUAUCUUAUAAUGUCGAGAGCACCCCCCAGCCUGUCAGAGCCCCAAGAGUUGUACAGAAUAGUAUGUGUGUAGGAUUAUCUGAAUUCAUUGUUGCAAAUGAUUCUUCAUCUUCUAAGGAGCAAGGCUAUGAAUGAAGGGAUAAGUUGAGUGACUUUCUAAGCCCUUUAGAUAGUUGAUGUAAAUAUGAUCAGUGAAUGGAAAGAAUUGUAUCAGCUUGGCUGGUGAUGUAGGCAUGUCAUCCCAAUGUCAAGGUCUCUCUGUCCAGUGGGGACUAAUGCUGUAUGACAUUUUCAUUUCUUUUGGGUUCAGUUGUUUAUUAUCUUCAGUUUAAUUUUUAGAUUUGUAAAAAAAUUAAUUUGAUUAUUAAUGAUGUAUGAAUCUUACAAUAAACCUUUGAAAGUUGACUCCC
Molecule: messenger RNA, 7555 nt
Organism: Lymnaea stagnalis (great pond snail)
Lineage: Eukaryota; Metazoa; Mollusca; Gastropoda; Lymnaeidae
Source: the annotation of a GenBank genome assembly